Messenger RNA from Parastagonospora nodorum SN15, 1566 nucleotides. RefSeq lists its product as hypothetical. Gene Ontology annotation, biological process: transmembrane transport. Gene Ontology annotation, molecular function: transmembrane transporter activity. The record is from RefSeq and is a predicted model, not a curated record. Bases 1 to 1566 code for a protein of 521 amino acids. The transcript has 6 exons. NCBI's taxonomy places the organism in Eukaryota, Fungi, Ascomycota, Dothideomycetes, Pleosporales, Phaeosphaeriaceae. Gene Ontology annotation, cellular component: membrane.
AUGAAUAACAACAUAGAUUCAUCGGCUGCCCUGUCGGAGCACAAAGAGAAAGACAUCGAUUCGGAUACUCCAGGCACGCCGCCAGCCCGUGUCGAGGAUGUGGAGAAGAUCGGCACCUCUGCUGCUGUGGAUAAGGAGACAGAGAGAAGGCUGUUGAAGAAGCUAGACAUUCGCAUCAUUCCCAUGGUGUGCUGGAUCUAUCUGAUGAACUUUAUGGACCGAGUGAACAUUGGCAAUGCAAAGCUGUACGGGCUCGAGGAUGAUCUUGGCAUGUCUGGCAACCAGUACCAGCUUGCUGUGUCGCUACUCUUUGUUACCUAUGUUGUAACAUUCAAGAUUUUUGAGACACCUUCGAACAUGAUCAUCAAAAGGCUUCAGCCAGCGCGAUACCUUGCCGGACUCGUUUUCUGUUGGGGCAUGGUUGCUACCUUCAGCGCCUUUGUCAACAAUUUCGCCGCACUCGUGGCUUGCAGACUCCUCCUCGGUAUUUUCGAGGCUGGUCUUUUCCCAGGUGUCAUUCUGUACCUCUCAAUGUGUACGUGCUUCGCAAUGACCCUUUACAACAAGCGCAAUCUGGCCUUGCGUCAGGCCUACUUCUACGGUACCAGUGCCAUUUCUGGCGCUCUGGGUGGUCUUAUGGAGCUGCUGGAUGGUCUGGAUGGCGAUGGAUUCUACUAUCUGAAAGUGUUUGCUGACACUGCAUGCAGUAUCCUCAUCAACGGUAUCCCUACCAUUCUCACCGCGGUCGUCACACCUUUCGUGCUUCCCAACAGCCCCGAGACUGCCAAGUUCCUCACUGAAGAAGAUCGCCGAAACCUGGUGACACUCCGAAUGUCUGAAAUUGGCCAAACAAAAUCUGGACAGCAGAUGAACAAGAAGGACGUCAUGGAUGGAGUCAGGGACUGGAAGACAUAUGCUUAUGCUAUCAGCCAAUUUGUCGGCUUGGGCAUGCUGUACAGCUUCAGCGUGUUUUUGCCGACUAUCAUCGAUGGUAUGGGUGGCGGAUGGAGCCGCCAAGUCGUCCAAGCACUCACAAUUCCCGUGUACUUUGCCGGUUUCGCUUCCUACAUCGUAUGCGCCUGGUACGGUGAUAAGAUCCAACAGAAAGGCAUCUUCUGCAUCGGCGGUUUAGCAGUCAGUAUGCUGGGAUACAUCUUCCUCAUUAUCAAUAAGGGUUUAAUCCUGAGCUACUGCGGUACCUUUAUCGUCGCUUUGGGCCUGUGGGUAUCUACGGGAGCCGCAUUCACCUGGAUCAAUAACAAUAACCCUCGCUAUGGCAAGCGUGCAUUCGCCUCCGGCAUGCAAAUAACGAUCGGCAACAUCUCUGGUGUAGUCUCACCCUUCCUGUACUCUUCCAACACUGCGCCUGAGUACCUACCCGGAUAUGGCGCAACCAUCGGACUCUUGGCUGUUGGAAUCAUGCUCUACACUGCACUUCAUUUCUACUUCCGCAUGCAGAACAAGAAGAAGCGCGAGGGCAAGUUCGACUACCUGAUGGAGGGCAAGACUGAAGAGGAGAUUGCGGAGAUGGGAGAGAACAACCCGAGAUACAUGUACACGAUUUGA